AGAAAUUUAAUCUAAAUAAAGAAGUCCAAAUAAAUAAAUUAAUUAAUAUCUCAAGUAAUACUGAGAAUUGUUUAUUUUCUUUUCCAUACCUUGACUACAUUUAUAUGAAGCUCUAUUUUGUGUAUUGAUGUCUCAACCUUAAAUACCAUAUUUUUGACUAUUACAAACGCAAUUUUUGGCAGCUGAAAGGCUAUAAAACUCAGAUAAAGGCCAUGUCUUUCCCAAAGCCUUUUUAUGGUUCGAGUUUGCCAACAGCUGAUUUUCUUCAGCAGAGAAACACAGACCAGUCAGGACAGAGAGAGAACACAGCAAGGGACCAGCUUCAUGUCUCUGUCCCAGAUCACCCCAAGCCUUUUCCUGGGUGGAGCCGAUGCCCCUCUCAAUCGAGCCCUCGUGACUCGUAAGGGCAUCACCCUCAUCAUAAAUGCCACCCUGUCCCACAGCUGCCCCACAUACCCAGGAGUCGAGUGUGUACGUGUAGCUGUACCUGAUCUUCCUACUGCACGUCUGAGUGAGCACUUUGACCGAGUGGCAGCCCGCAUUCAUAACAAUCGAGCCGGUGGAACACUGGUGCACUGCGCAGCAGGCAUGAGCCGCUCACCCGCUUUGAUCAUGGCCUACCUCAUGAAGUACAAGGGAGUGACACUGUGCCAGGCGCACCACUGGGUGAGGCAGAGCCGACCCUCGAUCCGCCUCAACGCAGGAUUCUGGGACCAGCUUCUGGACUAUGAAAAGAGACUUUAUGGGAAAAAUACAGUGAAAGUUGCUGCUCCAUUGGAAGCACCUAAAACGCCCAAAAUGGUUCCCAGAUACAGUCUGAGAGAGUGUCCAUCAUCUCCAAGGCUGGGCCGGUUUAGGCGAUAGGACUGUAAUUGAAAAAAAAACUUGUGUGAGUGGCAGUGCCUUCACAUUUUGUAAACUUUUGAUUUAAAUGUAUACUAUUUUUCUCCUAACUGUUAUAAUUAGCACUUAACAAAACAUUGUGACAUUUUUGUGAAUUUCAUGGUUAUAUUGUGAUAUUCAACCCACCUUUUAUUGUUAUUUUAAACACUUUGAAGCAAUUAAAAAAAAAUCUUGAAAAAAUUCAAUUAGGAAUUAUUCUGGUAUUUGAAAGCAGCACUGUGUGUGUGUGUGUGUGUGUGUGUGUGUGUGUGUGUGUGUGGGCAAUCCCAUAAUGUUGUUUACUUAAAAAAGGAUUUCAUGAAAGUACUGUAACACCAAGUAUUUAUACACAUGUAAAAAAAAUUUUUUAAAAAUCAUGAUAUCAUCCAUUUUAUAUCAGCAAAAUUUGUUUAUUAUUUUUUAUCUUUGAAACUAUUGAUGAGUAUGUAAGGCAAUCAUGAGGAAAAUGUGUUGU
Pangasianodon hypophthalmus (striped catfish) is the source of this 1357-nucleotide messenger RNA. Its product is annotated as dual specificity protein phosphatase 18. Gene Ontology annotation, biological process: protein dephosphorylation. The record is from RefSeq and is a predicted model, not a curated record. Lineage: Eukaryota; Metazoa; Chordata; Actinopteri; Siluriformes; Pangasiidae. The transcript has 3 exons. Gene Ontology annotation, molecular function: MAP kinase tyrosine/serine/threonine phosphatase activity. Gene Ontology annotation, cellular component: cytoplasm. The coding region runs from base 235 to 864 and encodes 209 amino acids.